Molecule: messenger RNA, 1499 nt
Organism: Caenorhabditis elegans
Lineage: Eukaryota; Metazoa; Nematoda; Chromadorea; Rhabditida; Rhabditidae
Gene: zmp-4
Product: Peptidase metallopeptidase domain-containing protein
Exons: 12
Coding region: 9-1427 (472 amino acids)
Biological process (GO): proteolysis
Cellular component (GO): extracellular matrix
Molecular function (GO): zinc ion binding; metallopeptidase activity; metalloendopeptidase activity
Source: RefSeq, marked reviewed
GUCAUUCAAUGUGGCCUUUGUUUUUAUUGGGUAUUAUUGGAGUGGUUUCUGCUGGAAUUCCAGGCACAAAUGGAGAUAUUCGUCAGCCAAAUUUUCAGAAAGAGCUCAUGGAUGAAGCCAAGGUAUAUCUCUUCAAAUUCGGUUACAUGAUUCCUGAACCACACCAAAAUGUAAAAACAAUUCAAGAGCCAAGUGAAAAACAGACAAAAGAUGCUCUUAUUCGCUUCCAAUCUGCAUUCCUCUAUUAUUCAUCAGGAGAUGUUGAUGUUCCAACUCAAGCAAAAAUGAACGAAUGGAGAUGUGCUAAUAAUGAUAUGGAUAAGGGACAACCAAUUCCACCAGCUUCGAAAAAAGAGUUAUGGACGAAGAAAUCACUGACCUACAAAGUGGUAAACACUCCAAAUACUCUUUCUCAAGCACAAAUAAGAUCUGCCGCCCAUGAAGCAUUUGAACAAUGGACCAGAGCCAGUGGUUUCAAAUUUGUGGAAACAACUGGAGCAACCCCAGAUAUAACAAUCACCUUCUACGAUGUCCCACAAAGCAAUUUGAGAAUUGCUGGAAGUGCAUCAAAACCAGUGAACAGUCAUAUCAUUCUUGAUAAAAAUCAGGAAUGGGCAUACAAGUCACAAGCCCCAAUGGGAAUCUCUCUUUAUCAUACGCUUCUUCACGAAAUUGGACACAUUUUGGGUUUGCCACACACUUUUUAUAGAGGAUCUAUCAUGCACCCAAUUUUCAAGCCAGUCCUCCUCCCCCACGGUACAGUUGACACAGUUCCAAAUGUUGAUCGUCUAGCGAUUCGAAAGAUUUAUGGACUUUCAUCCGUCGAUCAUUCAACUCCGUCGUCAGAUGUUGAUCGUUCAAAAUGCCCAAAGCAUCUUGACUCUGUUGUUGCUAUAAACGACCAAGAAUGGCUCUUCUUCCGUUCCAACAAAGUGUACAAACUCAACAAUCGAAAGUUCGUUGACUCGGGUCGCCCAAUUCAACAAGUGUUCCCACGUGGCCCACAAUUUGUCAACGCCACUGUGUCAUCUGGACCAUUGACUCUUUUGUUCGUGGAACGAACUAUUUAUGGAUAUGAAUACGAUGGAGUGCAGUUUACGGAAGCUCCAAAUUAUCCAAAAGAACUUCACGAUCGUGUUCUCUUCUACCCACAGGGAGCAUUCCCACUGAAUAAUGGGAGUGUCAUUCUUUUGUCGGGUAACGUGUUUGCUACCUACAAUGUGCAACAGAAUGCUCCAUCAUUCUUGAACGACAAAAAUCGAUAUUUCCCAAAUUUGCCAGAAGAUAUCAAAAGUGGAAUUGAAAAGACUCAAGGGUUCACUGAUGCAUAUUAUAUGUUUGAUGAGGCUACGGUCUCCGACUACGAUAUGAACUCAAAGCAGGUUCUCCAGUUGCAAAACAUUCCAGACUUUUUGAAAUGUACUUAAUGAUAAUUUCCAUGUAUAAAUUGAAUAUGUUGUCCCAUGUACUACUAAUAAAUGAAAAAUGUUUUUAUUUAC